GUCACACCACCAUCUCUAUGUGCCAUUCGAUUUGGUCAUUUACACAAAUCAUACUUUAGUUUAGAGAAAAAAAGAGAGCAUAAUAAUCAGACUUGAUGCAUAAUCGAAAGCUCUUCCACAUCCAUCCUCACUUCUCUCUCAAUCCCAACUACAACCACCGAUUCUCAUAAGCAAUCACGACCUGUGUUUUGAUUUUGAAACAUUCUAAUCAUAUUAGCAGAUACAAAUUUGCUAAACUUGUUGUCUUUUUUCUCUCUCUAAACUACCGAUCUAACAUACAGGAAAUGAAUACCCUCUCUUCCUCCCACAAACGUCGUUACUUUCUCUCUCUAAAAAGCCUCCUCCUCCGAACCCCCAUAAACCCUAAUCAUAAUUCUCCAAGAGUUCACAAUUACAGACUCUUCUCCGAUCAAUCAUGGCUCUCCAUCCCCGGUAACCCCCUCAUCAAGUGGCCCCAACUGCCCAACCCCAACCCCAACCCCGAACCCCAUUGCUCUCCACCUCCCUCUUCCUCCUCGCAACCUCCCCAAAACCCUAACCCUAAUCCUAAUUUUAGUGAUAAUGACUUCUCCACCAUUCGUGACCUUAUCAAAAAUCCUAGCCUCGCACCUGGUCCAGCUCUCGAAACGGCAUUGGACAGGACUGGAAUCGAACCGGGUUCAGCUCUGUUAGAAGCAGUUUUUGACCAUUUCGAUUCGUCUCCAAAACCCUUGUACAGUCUUUUCCUCUGGGCCGAGAAGCAACCCGGAUACAGAUCCUCCGUGACCCUAUUCAAUUCCAUGAUCAAUGUCCUUGCCAAGGCAAGAGAGUUCGAUUCUGCUUGGUCUCUGUUGCUCGAUCGGCUUGGCGUCAAUGAGGGACCUAAUAUGGAUACAUUUGUAAUUCUCAUUAGACGGUAUGCUCGUGCAGGUAUGCCUCUACCUGCAUUUAGGACGUUUGAAUUUGCAUGUACUUUAAGCUCGAUUUGUUGUUCAGAUUCAAAACUGAGUUUGUUUGAAAUUUUAUUGGACUCCCUUUGUAAGGAGAGGCAAGUUAGGGUUGCUUCUGAAUAUUUUGAUAAGAAAAGGGGUUCUGAACAAACUUGGAUUCCUUCUGUUCGGGUUUAUAAUAUACUGUUGAAUGGCUGGUUUAGGUCAAGAAAGCUUAAACAUGCAGAACGACUUUGGUUGGAAAUGAAAAAGGAAAAUGUGAAACCUAGUGUUGUAACUUAUGGUACCCUUGUUGAAGGGUAUUGUCGAAUGCGUCGUGUUGAGAUGGCAAUUGAAUUGGUGGGGGAGAUGAAGAGAGAUGGAAUUGAACCCAAUGCAAUUGUGUAUAAUCCAAUAAUUGAUGCAUUAGCAGAAGCCGGAAGGUUUAAAGAGGCAUCAGGGAUGAUGGAACGUUUUUCAGUUUUGGAAUCAGGUCCCACUAUUUCUACCUAUAAUUCUCUAGUGAAGGGUUUCUGCAAGGCUGGGGAUCUUGUUGGGGCUAGUAAGAUCCUUAAGAUGAUGAUCAGUAGAGGGUUUAUUCCUACUCCUACAACUUACAAUUACUUCUUUAGGUACUUCUCAAAGUUUGGGAAGAUUGAAGAGGGAAUGAAUCUAUAUACCAAGAUGAUCGAAUCUGGAUACACUCCUGAUCGGCUCACUUACCAUCUAUUAAUAAAGAUGCUAUGUGAGCAGGAGAGAUUGGACAUAGCAUUGCAAGUUAGCAAGGAAAUGAGAGCCAGGGGAUGUGAUUUGGACUUGGCUUCAAGCACCAUGUUGAUCCAUUUGCUGAGUGAAAGGCAUAGAUUUGAAGAGGCUUUUGGAGUGUUUGAGGACAUGAUCCGGAGGGGAAUUGUUCCUCAGUACCUUACAUAUCAGAGAAUGAAUGAUGAGCUAAAGAAACAGGGAAUGAAUGAAAUGGUUCGAAAAUUAAGGGAUAUGAUGGCUCGUGUCCCUCACUCAACAAAGUUGCCAGAUACAUAUUGUGUAGAUAGAGAUAAAUCACGUGCAAGGAGAACAUCUAUAAUUAGUAGAGCGGAAGUUAUGUCAAAUAUUAUAAAGACAUGUAAAGAUCCAAGGGAGCUUGUGAAGCGUAGAAGUGAACCUGAGACUUCUGUAUCAAGUGCAAAUCGGUUAAUAGAGAAAAUCAGGAGAAGAAAUAACUCAACAUGAAGCUCUGGAAUUUUGAAAUUUGUGACCAACUUAGAGUAUGCUGCUCUCAGAUUUGAGCUUUGUGUCCCAACACUUUAUCAAUCCGGGCUUUUACCAUUACACGAAGCAUUGACCACUAGAUCUCUCACACAGAGUUGAAUGCAUGCUUAUGUGGCAGAAGGUACAUUACGUGUGUUUUGAUGCAGUGAUGUAUGAGUAUCCGAGAAAGGGUUAGGUCAAGCGGAUUUUUGGUCUGAGAGAACCACAUCAAUGCAUGGAUUCAAAUAAGGAUGUUCUGAUUUGAAUUGAGGCACACUGUGACUGAGUGCUUAUGGGAAAAGAUGAUUGUUUGACGCAAAACUGGAAGACUCGAAAUCAGACAUCCAUAAAAGAUAUUUCUUCUCUCCUUUCUCUAAAAACCAAAUCCAAGUCAUAGUGAUUUAACCCAAUUGUUCGUGGUCAAGUUGGCCUAGUAAGUUCCGGUCUGAACCCAAGUGUUCUAAGGUUCAAGUCUAGUGCAUAGGAUCAAAAGAGAGAUGGUUUGCUGUUCUAUUGGUGUGUCAUGUUGCUACAGUCAAAAGGAGACCAUUGUAUUAUGAGAGAAUCUAGCAGGGAGAAUUUUGUCUUAUGGACAUAGUAUCAAAUACUAGUCUCAGUCCACUAGGUGCUUUUAUAUUUGUUUUAUUUGUAUUAAUAUUGUUUUAUAUAUACUAGCAUAGUGAAAUAAUAGUUUUAAAUUAAA
Molecule: messenger RNA, 2859 nt
Organism: Cornus florida
Lineage: Eukaryota; Viridiplantae; Streptophyta; Magnoliopsida; Cornales; Cornaceae
Product: pentatricopeptide repeat-containing protein At5g11310, mitochondrial
Exons: 4
Coding region: 285-2138 (617 amino acids)
Molecular function (GO): protein binding
Source: RefSeq, a predicted model, not a curated record